Molecule: messenger RNA, 967 nt
Organism: Megachile rotundata (alfalfa leafcutting bee)
Lineage: Eukaryota; Metazoa; Arthropoda; Insecta; Hymenoptera; Megachilidae
Gene: Adi1
Product: acireductone dioxygenase 1
Molecular function (GO): acireductone dioxygenase [iron(II)-requiring] activity
Source: RefSeq, a predicted model, not a curated record
UUGUAUGUUCAAAACCAUGAUUGUAACAGGCACAUGAUUUGUAGUAGUAGGAGUAUAUAGUGCUUUACACCAAUAACGUAGAUAACUGUAUCUUUCUAUUAUAAUCAAAUGAAAAAUAAACCAGAACCAGAUAAUUUUACCAUUAAGGUUACGUCAUUAACAAAUAACGAUUACAAAAAGUGCAUUUGAUUCCAUUAUAUUCAUUCAUAAAAGAAAAAUGGUUCGUGCGUGGUACAUGGACAACACUGAUGCUGACCAGCGAUUAGAACACCAUAAAGAACCACCUGAAUAUAUUUCCCUUGAAGACUUAUUCAAGAGAACGGGUGUCGAAUAUUUUAAGGUUGACCAUAAAGAUUAUAAACAUGAUAAUACAUUAACAAAAUUGAAAGAACAGCGUGGCUAUACUUAUGAAGAUGAAAUAGAAUGUUCUAAAAAAUGUCUCCCAAACUAUGAAGAAAAAUUGAAAAAUUUCUUUACGGAACAUCUUCAUACUGAUGAAGAAAUAAGAUUAGUUUUGGAUGGAUCAGGAUAUUUUGAUGUUCGAGAUGAAGAAGAUCAGUGGAUACGUAUCAAAGUUGUUGCUGGAGAUUUGAUAAUUAUUCCUAGUGGAAUAUAUCAUCGAUUUACUUUAGAUACUGAUAAUUAUAUAAAAGCAAAACGUUAUUUUGUGGGAGAACCUGUUUGGUUACCUUAUAACAGACCUGCAGAUAAUAUGGAGUGUCGUAAAAAUUAUCUUAAUCGUUUGAAUAAUGGUUUCCAGACUGUAUCAACCUAAUAUUGCCUGUAAAGAAUAUUUAACAUAUGCUUUGAAAAAGUAUGAUAUAAAUACAGAAAUUUAUAUUCGCCGAAAUAUUGAAAUUUGUCUAAUAUGUAAAUAAAAAUUUUUAUAGAUUAGUAAGAUAUAUUAUUUUGUUAUAUGGAUUUACAUUCCAUAAUAUUACAGAACACUGUGCUUUUAAUAAAUUAU